GUCAUUUCUCUCUAGGGUUUCAAACAUCCUCACUUUCUCUCUCAUCCUCCAUCGCCUUCACUCCACUCCCUCUUCCUCUCCAAAUUGGAAUUGGGUAAUCUGCGAAGAAGAUUUUCCAUUCUGUGUGGAAUUCGUGAUCGGAAUUAGGUUUCUCAUUUCCAAAAUCGAGGAUUCAAUUUCUGGGUUUUAGGGUUUGAUUAUCCCCAAUUUGCCGAUUUCAUGCGAGCUGAGAGAGAUCGCAAAUGCCGAUUACCGAAUUUCACGACGCGUCGCCAUCGUCUCAGAGCUCCAAUUCCGGCUCCAUCUUCUCGAUCCUAAGCCGCCGCCGCGACCAGGUCCACUCAACGGAGCACGGCGUUUCCGAGACGGAGGCGGAGGUCUUCCAGCGUCACGUGGCCGACCGGUUCCACGACCUAGCGGCGGCGGACUCCGGCAGCCUCCUCUCAAUCCCGUGGCUGCGCAGCCUCCUCGACGCGUUCCUGUGCUGCCAGGAGGAGUUCAAGGCGAUCGUGUUCAAUAACGCGGCCAGCCUCAGCCGGCCGCCGAUCGACCGCCACGUCGCCGACUACUUCGAGCGGAGCGUCAAAGCCCUCGACGUCUGCAACGCCAUCCGCGACGGAAUCGAGCAGAUCAGGCAGUGGAAGAAGCAGCUAGAAAUCGUGCUCUGCGCAUUGGACAAGCAGAGGAGCAUCGGCGAAGGCCAAUUCCGCCGCGCCAAAAAAGCCCUAAUCGAUUUAGCCAUCGGAAUGCUCGACGACAAGCAAUCCAACACCACAUUCGCGCAGAGAAACCGCUCCUUUGGCCGCCAACAGAAGAGCAUAGGCCAUUUCAGGUCCCUCUCCUGGAGCGUCUCCCGAUCAUGGUCAGCCGCGAAACAGCUGCAGGCAAUCGGGAACAAUCUCCUCCCACCACGGCCGAACGAGGCAAACGGGCUUACCCUAGCCGUGUUCACGAUGAAUUACGUGCUCCUGUUCGUAAUGUGGGCGCUGGUGGCCGCGAUCCCCUGCCAGGAUCGGGGCCUGCAGGCCCACUUCAAUGUGCCGAAGCAGUUCCUGUGGGCCGGGUCGAUCCUGUCGCUGCACGAUAGGAUCGUGGAGGAGUCGAAGAGGAGGGAUAGGAGGAAUGUGUGCGGUUUGCUGAGGGAGAUUGAGGAGAUUGAGAAAUGCUCCCGGCAUUUGAAUGAAUUGGUGGAUUCCGCUGAGUUCCCGUUGUGUGAUGAGAGGGAGAGAGAGGUGAGGCAGAGGGUUGAGCAAGUGAGGAAUGUUUGUGAGGGUUUGAAGAUGGAGCUUGAUCCAUUGGAAUGCCAAGUUAGAGAAGUGUUUCAUCGAAUUGUUCGGAGCAGAACUCAAGGUCUUGAUUCGGUUGGCCGUGGUAAUUGAAAUGUGAAGUUGUCUUGUGCUACUCCAUUUGUUACAUAACCAUUGUUUUUAUGUAAAGAAAUUAGCAAAAAGGAAAAAAAGAUUGGACUUUGCUCGUGUCCAUCAUCUAUAUAGUGAAUAUUUUUGACUAAA
This is a messenger RNA of Salvia hispanica, 1511 nucleotides long. RefSeq names its product protein BYPASS1-LIKE-like. The record is from RefSeq and is a predicted model, not a curated record. NCBI's taxonomy places the organism in Eukaryota, Viridiplantae, Streptophyta, Magnoliopsida, Lamiales, Lamiaceae.